AUGCCUCAAAGCUACCCAGAAGAUGGGGCGCCAGAUGUCAAACCGGUCACACACGAUCAGAAGAUUAAUAAAGCCAAGGAAGUGCUGGGUCUGGAAGAAGGGACCACCAUCGCCGUCAAUACGGACGAUGACUUGCUCGCAUCUCUUGGGUAUCGAGCGGAAUUGAAGCGGGAGUUCUCAUAUCUUACAGUCUUUGGGCAGAGUUUCGGAGCUAUGGGAAUCGCGCCAGCGAUCGCUGAAUCCAUGAUAUUCUCGCUGGGAAGUGGUGGUAGUGUGGGUAUGGUGUGGACAUAUUUGGCGGGAUGUAUAUUGUUAAUUCCGGUGGCAUUGAGUUUGGGAGAGUUGGGAAGCAGUAUGCCGACUUCUGGGGGAUUAUAUUAUUGGGUUGCCCGCCUGACUCCUCCAGGACAAAGAGCGUUCAUGUGCUGGCUUGCAGGGUACAUGAACGUGCUUGGCUAUGUGACCAUCUAUUCAUCAACCAUCUACGCCGCGACGCUCAUCCUAGGCGCAACAUGCUCCAUUGGGAGUGACGGAGCAUAUGUGGCGACGAAAUAUGAGAACUACGGCAUGUUCGCCGCAACCACACUCCUAACCUUCGCCAUGACUUGCGUAUCCUCCAAGCUGCUUAAUAAGCUCAAUUUCUGCUACAUAAUUGUCCAAUUCGCCAUGCUUCUCGCCGUUAUCAUCGCCUUAGCAGCGGGUACACCGAAAGAGCUCAAGAACAGCGCCAGCUUUGUGUUCGCUGAUUUCGUCAACACCGGAUUUUGGACGAACAACGGAUGGGCGUUUAUGAUGAGCUUCUUGACACCUGUGUGGGUUGUUAGUGGCUUUGAAUCUUCUGCUACCCUCGCAGAAGAAGCUAGUAACGCUGCAAAGGCGGUGCCGUUUGCUAUGGUUUCUUCGCUGGUUACUGGCGGGAUUACGGGUUGGGCUGUGCUUAUCACUAUUGCGUUUUGUAUGGGCACUGACGUGAUUGAUAUUGUCACAUCUCCGCUCGGACAGCCGUUUGCUCAGAUUGCAUUCAACAGCUUGGGUAAGAAUGGUAGUAUUGCGCUGUUGGUGUUUUUGUGGUUUUCCUCUAUCUGUAACUGCUCCAUUUUGAUGGUGGCUGCUUCGAGAGAGACUUUUGCAUUUGCUAGAGAUCACGGGCUCCCUUUCUCUGGAUACCUCAGGGUGCUGUCGGCCAACAAGACGCCGGCUCGCGCCGUCGGCUUCGUAGCCGUAUGCACUCUUUUCGAAGGUCUGCUCAUGUUUGUGAACACCAUCGCCAUCAACUCUAUCUUCAACCUCUCUAUCAUGGGUCUCUACUUCGCCUACUGCAUGCCCCUGAUAUCUCGCCUCCUGUUCCGCCAUUUCACUCCCGGUGUUUGGUACAUGGGCGACAAACUGUCCUACAUCUCGGCCGUAUAUUCAGUCGCCUGGAUGUCGUUCGUUUUCAUCCUGCUACUAUUCCCAUCUUAUCCAGAUCCAUCACCAGAUGAGAUGAACUAUGCUGUUGUUGUGCUGGGAUUUGUAUUGGUGUUUUGUGUGGUGUAUUAUUACAUCCCUGGAUUUGGAGGCAAGACGUUUUUCAAAGGGCCUGUGAGAACGAUUGAUGAGCUUGUGGAUGACAAUCCAGAAAUUGCGGCGCGGCUGGAAAGCAAGAUCGCUCAUAAGAGGCCUGCUUCUGGCUCUGGGUCUGGAUCGAAUGAUGAACAAAUAAAGAUGGAGAAGGAG
This is a messenger RNA of Lachnellula hyalina, 1716 nucleotides long. Its product is annotated as putative amino-acid permease. Gene Ontology annotation, molecular function: transmembrane transporter activity. Gene Ontology annotation, cellular component: membrane. The record is from RefSeq and is a predicted model, not a curated record. The transcript has 4 exons. Gene Ontology annotation, biological process: transmembrane transport. NCBI's taxonomy places the organism in Eukaryota, Fungi, Ascomycota, Leotiomycetes, Helotiales, Lachnaceae. The annotation marks the transcript as partial.